This is a messenger RNA of Humulus lupulus (European hop), 618 nucleotides long. RefSeq names its product auxin-responsive protein SAUR21-like. The transcript has a single exon. Bases 125 to 421 code for a protein of 98 amino acids. Gene Ontology annotation, biological process: response to auxin. Lineage: Eukaryota; Viridiplantae; Streptophyta; Magnoliopsida; Rosales; Cannabaceae. The record is from RefSeq and is a predicted model, not a curated record.
CUAUAUAUAUAGGCAUAUUAUCAUAGAUCUAAAUCAUCAAGUACUCUCAUUCUCUACUAGCAACUUUUUUGGUCUGAAAAACUCUAGACUUUCUCUAAAGUAACAACAAAAAGAAAUUGGUAACAUGGCUUUUGGAUUGCCUGGUUUUGUUCAUGGUAAGAAGGCUUUUCGAAGAUCACUUUCUGGCAUUAAAGAAGCAGCUUCAAAGUCUACAACCAUUCCAAAAGGCUACUUUGCUGUCUAUGUUGGAGAGGAGAAAAAGAAGCGCUAUGUAGUACCUCUUUCAUACUUGAACAAGACUGCAUUUCAAGAAUUGUUAAGUAUGGCAGAAGAAGAAUUUGGAUAUGAUCAUCCAAUGGGGGGACUCACAAUUCCCUGCAGAGAAGAUGUCUUCAUUGACAUAACUUCUCAAUUGAAGUGAUUGUAUGUGUAGCACUAACUAACAAGUGUUAGCAGAAACAAUUUUGUACACCGUAUACUUUUUCUCCUCUUAGAAAAGAGAGAAUUGUUUGAUUACUAAGAAAUUUGUGAAUAGAAAGUGAAAUUUGACUCUACUCUCCUUUGUUUGAAAUUCAACUGUGAUCAUGUCCUUUUUGACCUGUCCAUUUUUCUUGUUAA